CCGGAAGGGCGUGCUCGGGCGAUCUCAAUUUUGGAGAAACUCACGGCGACGUUACGGUGGAGUCACGCCAAGGCCCUAGCAGUCGCUGUUCUUCCCGACGUUUUGGCACCUUUGUUCUACCUAUAUCGACUCAACAACAUUGGCUUAACAUUGGAAAUCAAACCCAAGGGCUUGUAACAGGUAUCGAUUUCACCGCUCGAGGACUCGGUCAUAAUGCCUUCCCCUCCGCCAGCAUUUGGAUCACAGGGCUACUGGAAUCAUCGAUUUGCCGCAAAUUCGACACCAUUUGAAUGGCUUGAAGCACCCACUGCACUUGACCCGUUCAUCACCGACGCUUUGAAAUAUACGGACGAGCAUAGACCUGAGCUGCUACACGUAGGAUGUGGAACAUCGCUAUUGUCUUUUCACCUCAGGGUACAUGUAGAUGACCCACAGCAAAUACAUAAUCUAGACUACUCGGAGGUCGCUAUCGACGUUGGAAAGAAGCGCGAAUCAGAGAUAUGCGGUAUAGAUGAGGAGCAUAAACAUCAAGAUACCACCAAUAUUGCUACAACCAAAGCAGACAUUAUGGCGAUCAGCUCAAUUAACAAGAGCACUAAGGAACAUGAUCGGCCACGCACAUCUUUAGCCGUAAACACCCAUCAACAGUUCAGGCAUAUGCGCUGGGACGCUGUGGAUCUCCUCAGUCAUAGAUCAUUACUCGGCGCCUGUAAUUCUAGUACAUACUCGGUAAUAGUCGACAAAUCCACCUCCGACUCUAUCGCCUGUGCAGACGACGUCGAUGUCCCGCUUCCAUAUCCCAUCGGCAUCCGCCCAGAGGUGCCCAUAAAGUUGGACCUCGAACGAUCUGGACCCCUACACCCUCUAUACAUCAUGGCCGUCCACCUUGCCCUCGUCAUCAGACCCAGGGGUCGAUGGAUAUCUCUUUCCUACUCGCAGGGCCGCUAUCCCUUUGUCAACGUGUUCGAGAAGGUCUCUCAAGACGUGAUCGAUAAUGGCUUUCCGGACCCUGGGCUCUUAUGGAAGGUAGUGGGCAAGCACGAGAUUGACGUGCCAGAACAGCAACUGCCAAACGCGAACAACGGCGACUCAAUCACGCAUAGACCCAAGACCAUGCACUGGGUGUAUGUGCUGGAACGGACGGACGUGCCGCUCUUCGUUCGUGGGAGUCAUAUUUAGGUUUGGAGUCAAGGUCACGCAAUGAAGUUGAGUUUCUCAAGUCUCUAACUUAUUUCAAGUCUUACCACCUCUGAUAGCAGCUACAAUAUUAGCAUUAUCGUCCCUAUCAAACAUAUUGAUAUUCAACUACCACUGUCAUAUAGCAUUACGACUUGCUAUAUAUAUCAGCACUUCGCAAAAAGAAACACCUGUGAUUGAAGUAGUCCUGGCUCUUUCGACAGGGGGCAUAGAAAUAUCGUCAUAUGGAGUCGUCGGACUAUCAUCAACGUGCACAUCCACUACACAUACGACAGCAUGCUAGUCUGCCGGUACGUUGUUUAAACAGAGCAGAGCAAACGUGAAGCCUUGUUUUUACGUCCUAUGGCCGUAUGUGGAACAACUAGCACGUGUUGUAGACUACAUGUCUACCAAGUAUUGGAGAUCUGAGGAAUAACACGUCUUCAAGACUCCAACCUGAUGCU
Dothidotthia symphoricarpi CBS 119687 is the source of this 1640-nucleotide messenger RNA. RefSeq lists its product as uncharacterized. The coding region runs from base 214 to 1179 and encodes 321 amino acids. The record is from RefSeq and is a predicted model, not a curated record. Lineage: Eukaryota; Fungi; Ascomycota; Dothideomycetes; Pleosporales; Dothidotthiaceae. The transcript has a single exon.